Dendroctonus ponderosae (mountain pine beetle) is the source of this 570-nucleotide messenger RNA. RefSeq names its product protein ATP6V1FNB. Lineage: Eukaryota; Metazoa; Arthropoda; Insecta; Coleoptera; Curculionidae. The coding region runs from base 1 to 570 and encodes 189 amino acids. The record is from RefSeq and is a predicted model, not a curated record. The transcript is spliced from 3 exons.
AUGUCGAAGGCAGAACGAGUUGCGAUGGGCGACUAUUGGACCAGUACAAUUGAAAAAGAAGGUGCUCUUAGAUCGUUAUGGUUUAGAAAAAAUGAGGAAAGAUUAAACGAAAUAGCGAACAAAAUUCCAUCUAGAAAAGUUAAUGAAGACAUUAAAGAAAAAAUAAAGCAGGAGCGAAUUGCAACUUUCCAAAACAUCAAAAAAUUUCCUAGGAUUAAAACUGAAGAAGUGGUGCCCGUUUUUGAAGGAAACCUUCAAGACAUUAUGAAGCCCGUAGAUCCUGCAGUUAAGAAGUUGAUUUAUACAGGGAGCAAUCAAGAUGGUCGCGUCAAUUAUUUGCAUCAAAGAGUUAAAUUGUUACCGGAAGACAGGUACUAUUUUCCAGAGUGCAAUAGUUGGGAGUAUGGCUGGAAAAUGUGGGAUGAUGUGAAAAACAUUAAGAAAACUGGUUUUGGCCGACAACAAAUAAUUAAAGACUCGUUUUACAGAAGAAAAGGCGUGGAAAGGGACCCUGAUUGGUAUAAGGAGCCGGCUCAUAUCAGCCCGACUUUUUGCAAUACUUGCCACUGA